AUGGGAGUUGGUGAACAACUCCCAGCUAACCUAGAGACCAAAGACCCAACCCUCGAGCGACUGGCCCUGAUGGAGGAGCAAAUGUUGAAGCUCUUAUCUAGAAAAAAGAUUGAUGAUUGUGACUUUGAUGAGGAGCUAGAACCUUUCGCCCCGAAUAUUGCAGCAGUUGCGUAUCCUAGUGGCUUCAGGAUGCCAAAAAUGUCAACAUUUGAUGGAAACACAGAUCCAUCUGACCACCUCAGGAUGUUUAAUACGUUGAUGAUGGCCCACAAUAGUCGCCAGAAGAGUUAUUCAGAUCAGAGACGCAGGAGCGUAGAAUUUCAGGUCGGUGAUCAUGUAUUCCUAAGGGUUUCACCCCUGAGAGGAGUAAAACGAUUCGGCGUUCGGGGCAAGCUGAGUCCCAGGUUUGUUGGCCCCUUUGAGGUUCUCGAACGAGUUGGGGAGGUGGCUUACAGGUUAGCAAUGCCUCCAGCUCUAUCAGGGGUUCAUGACGUGUUUCAUGUAUCCAUGCUCCGGAAGUAUGUAUCGGACACUACUCAUGUGUUGAGUUACGAGAACUUGGAGUCGGAUCGGGAUUUAUCAUACGAAGAAAAGCCUGUUCAGAUCCUUGAUAGAAAGGACAAAGUCUUGAGGAGCAAGACCAUCCCCUUGGUUAAAAUUUUGUGGAGGAAUAGCAAGGUUGAAGAGGCGACAUGGGAACUGGAGUCGGAUAUGCGGAAGCGGUAUCCUGAG
Humulus lupulus (European hop) is the source of this 732-nucleotide messenger RNA. RefSeq lists its product as uncharacterized. The transcript is spliced from 2 exons. Lineage: Eukaryota; Viridiplantae; Streptophyta; Magnoliopsida; Rosales; Cannabaceae. The record is from RefSeq and is a predicted model, not a curated record. The annotation marks the transcript as partial.